GCUGCCCCGAGGGUUUCAACUGCGCGCAUGCGCGGCGGCCGCCGAAGGGGCGGGAUCCGAGGCGAGCGUGGGUUCCGUGCGCCUCAGGAGUAUAAUGUCUCAGGAAGGCGAUUAUGGGAGGUGGACCAUAUCCAGUAGUGAUGAAAGUGAGGAAGAAAAGCCAAAACCAGACAAGCCGUCUACCUCUUCUCUGCAAGGAGCAGCAAAUGAGCCCAGGUAUACCUGUUCUGAGGCCCGGAAAGCCGCACACAAGAGGAAAAUGUCACCUGUGAAAUUCAGCGAUACAGAUUCAGUUUUACCUCCCAAAAGGCAGAAAAGUGGUUCCCAGGAGGACCUAGGCUGGUGUCUGUCCAGCAGUGAUGAUGAGCUACAGCCAAAAAUGCCGCAGAAGCAGGCUGAGAAAGUGGUGAUCAAAGAGGAGAAAGACAUCUCGGCUCCCAGUGACGGCACUGCCCAAAGAACUGAAAAUUGUGGCCCUCCCACCUGCCACAGGCUCAAAGAGGAGGAAGAGUAUGAGACGUCAGGGGAGGGCCAGGACAUUUGGGACAUGCUGGAUAAAGGGAACCCCUUCCAGUUUUACCUCACUAGAGUCUCCGGAGUUAAGCCAAAGUAUAACUCCGGAGCCCUCCACAUCAAGGAUAUUUUAUCUCCUUUAUUUGGGACGCUUGUUUCUUCAGCUCAGUUUAACUACUGCUUUGACGUGGAUUGGCUCGUAAAACAGUAUCCACCAGAAUUCAGGAAGAAGCCAAUCCUGCUUGUGCAUGGUGAUAAGCGAGAGGCUAAGGCUCACCUCCAUGCCCAGGCCAAGCCUUACGAGAACAUCUCUCUCUGCCAGGCAAAGUUGGAUAUUGCAUUUGGAACACACCACACGAAAAUGAUGCUGCUGCUCUAUGAAGAAGGCCUCCGGGUUGUCAUACACACCUCCAACCUCAUCCAUGCUGACUGGCACCAGAAAACUCAAGGAAUAUGGUUGAGCCCCUUAUACCCACGAAUUGUUGAUGGAACCCACAAAUCUGGAGAGUCGACAACACAUUUUAAAGCUGAUCUCAUCAGUUACUUGAUGGCUUAUAAUGCCCCUUCUCUCAAGGAGUGGAUAGAUACCAUCCACGAGCACGAUCUCUCCGAAACGAAUGUUUAUCUUAUUGGUUCAACCCCAGGACGCUUUCAAGGAAGUCAAAAAGAUAAUUGGGGACAUUUUAGACUUAGGAAGCUUCUGAAAGACCAUGCCUCAUCCAUACCUAACGCAGAGUCCUGGCCUGUCGUGGGUCAGUUUUCAAGCAUUGGCUCCUUGGGAGCUGAUGAAUCAAAGUGGUUAUGUUCUGAGUUUAAAGAGAGCAUGCUGACACUGGGGAAGGAAAGCAAGACUCCAGGAAAAAGCUCUGUUCCUCUUUACUUGAUCUAUCCUUCUGUGGAAAAUGUGCGGACCAGUUUAGAAGGAUAUCCUGCUGGGGGCUCUCUUCCCUAUAGCAUCCAGACAGCUGAAAAACAGAAUUGGCUGCAUUCCUAUUUUCACAAAUGGUCAGCUGAGACUUCUGGCCGCAGCAAUGCCAUGCCACAUAUUAAGACAUAUAUGAGGCCUUCUCCAGACUUCAGUAAAAUUGCUUGGUUCCUUGUCACAAGGCAUCGACCUGAUUGCUUCUUUCUGGAUCCCUUUGCUUCCCUGUAUCAUGAGCUUCGGCGCAAAUCUGUCCAAGGCCGCCUGGGGAGCACUGGAGAAGAAUGGCACCCAGCUGAUGAUCCGCUCCUACGAGCUUGGGGUUCUUUUCCUCCCUUCAGCAUUUGGUCUAGACAAUUUCAAAGUGAAACAGAAGUUCUUCGCUGGCAGCCAGGAGCCAAUGGCCACCUUUCCUGUGCCAUAUGAUUUGCCUCCAGAACUGUAUGGAAGUAAAGAUCGGCCAUGGAUAUGGAACAUUCCUUAUGUCAAAGCACCGGAUACGCAUGGGAACAUGUGGGUGCCCUCCUGAGAAUCUCAAGGCACUGUGAAAUUUAAGUGUAAGACAUUGAGCCACAAACAUGGAAUCUCUUCUUUGUACUGGAUGUUCACUUCCCUUAAAGUCUUACUUGUACCCCUACAAAAUCUGCAAAGGUCACUCUGAUGAAUGGAUGUUGGUUAUACUUUUAAUGGACAUUAACAUUCUCAAUAAAAAAAGUAUUAUUUUCUUAAUUCACUUUUAUAUGUUUUGGAAAGAAAACUAGUGAACUUCUCUAUGCUAAAAAUAUGUACUGGUUGAGUAUCCCCUGUGUGAAAUGCUUCAGAUUUUGGAUUUUUUUGAAUUUUGGAAUAUUUGCAAAUGCAUAAUGAGAUAUCUUGGGGAUGGGACCCAAAUCCAAACACAGAAUUCAUUAUGUUUCAUAUACACCUUAGAGACAAUAACCUAAAGGUGAUUUUAUAUAUUUUAGAUAAUUUUAUGCAUGAAACAAAGUUUUGACAGCCUUUUGACCAUGAUUCAUCACAUGAGGUCAGGCAUGGAAAUUUUCACUUGGAGCAUCAUGUCAGCACUCAAAAAGUUUUGGAUCUUGGAGCAUUUCAGAUUUUCAGAUUAGGGAUGCUCAGCCUGUAUAGAUAUAAAAUUAUCCUCACAGUGACUUAGAAUCUCUUGGUGCUGUCAGCUGUUGGGAACUGAAGAUUGACUUUGUGCUUCCACCCUCCAUCCAGAAAGGCACCCUUCAUUCCACCAGAACUUUACCCAGGAAGAACGUGAUCAUUUCCUUUUUCACCCAUGCCCUCUCUCAGCUUUCUGAGUACGUCUUGUGGGGUCACUGGAGGUGUUCCUAGGGGAUGCCCGUAGGAUCUGUCUCAGAGACUGAUGUGCCGUUUCAGCCCCCUGCAGCUAAGAAUUGUAUUGACUGUCCUCAUAGCAGCUUUUCAUAGCUUUCAGCUUCAGCUUUACGAGGCUUCUCCUCUCUCCCUGGCACGCUGCUGGCUGCCUCACUGCUUAGUCCCACUAAACCCAAACACCUGCCCAGGGUAAAUGAGUGUCUCUUCUAUCCCCAGAAAUUUCCAGAGAAAACAGCUCAUAGAAACAUCCAAAAGCACACAAGUAUUUUGGGAAAAAUCCUAAAAGGUGACUUAAUUUGGUGCCUUAAAUUCACCAGUGAGGAAGCUAAGGCCUAGAAGGUCAAGGAUGUCGCCAGGGCCACACAGCCAGCUGGGCUUAGAGCUUCAGUGUCUUUGUGCUUUGUGUGCAUUGCAUUCUCCCUAGGGUGCUUUAGACCUUGUUUGUUUUCUUCUGCAUGAGGCUGAUUUCCAGUUUGUCAUCAACCUCUUUAUCUUAUAAUUUAGGAUAGAGUUGAAUGUUAGUCUUGAAAGAUUUGCUAAAGUAUUUCAAAUGUUCCUCAGAGGCCUAGGAUUUUCCAAAAGUACCUUAGGAACCUUGUAGGCUGCGGUGGGGGUGUGGCGAUAAAGGAGGAGGCAGGGAAACGGGGCUGCAGGGCCUCCCACCUUCCAACAGACACGCUCUGCUUUAUCUGUUUUACAUACUGGGAUUCUGUAAAGGAUAUUAUCUGGGGUUUUGUAUGUAUUUGUCUGUGUUCAGCUUUUUAAAAAUAAACUUGAAAAGCUACUGAA
Chlorocebus sabaeus (green monkey) is the source of this 3568-nucleotide messenger RNA. Lineage: Eukaryota; Metazoa; Chordata; Mammalia; Primates; Cercopithecidae. The record is from RefSeq and is a predicted model, not a curated record.